Messenger RNA from Hyaloperonospora brassicae, 1629 nucleotides. The record is from the annotation of a GenBank genome assembly. NCBI's taxonomy places the organism in Eukaryota, Oomycota, Peronosporomycetes, Peronosporales, Peronosporaceae.
AUGGUGUACACGCCCAGCGCCUACCUCGUCACGGCGGUCGUAGCUCUAUUGGUCGCCAAGAUGCAGCAGACGGCGGCCACGUCAAUGUUCUACGACCCGGAAAUGGCCACCAACGCGACGGACGAGAUGGGGAGCAAGUUCCCGGCCCGAGGUACGGAAAUGCUCGUGCAGGACUUGGUCUACACGGUCGAGGUGGACCCGACGCUGCCGGACAUCACGUCCAUCUCGUCGGUGCCUGUGCAGUACCCAGAGCUGCUGGGAAAAGCCUCGACGGGCCCAGUCGAGCCGGUGUCGACCAAGGUCGGCACGGGCGUGCUGUUCCGUCCCCUGCCAUCGCUGGACGCCAACCAUGACGGCUACAUCGACGACAUUCUGUCGGCGCCGGAGGGUUUGCCUGCUGUCGUCGCAGCGACGCCAUUGUCGGACUUGAUGCACGAUACGGCUAAUGCCUCCGACUGUGCCACUGGUUGGAAGGAGGUCGAGGCUGUGGACGUGUUAUCGGAGAAGCGUCGACUCGAGGCGCCUACGAACAGUAGGUCUCUUGUUCGACUAGCAGAGCACUUUGGCAAACCGAUGGUGACCAAACUCGCGGACCUGCCGUCUGAAGGUACUAAGACGAGUGCGCCUUGGCCGGGUCCGUACUGGCCCACGUACCAGGACAGCAUCAACGUCAUUGUAAAGCGGAAAGAGUUGAGUCCGGCCGAGAAAUUUGCCAAGGCGUUUGGGCUGAACGUGCUGAGCUUUUUGGACAUCAUAUCGGCCGACAACGGCGUCGAUGGCACGAUUUCGAAAGUCAAGUGUGACACGGAUGUUUUUUGCUCGUCGACGUACGGUCCCAAUGUCGUUUGCGCUCGACGUGCCCCGACGACCCAGGGCUUUUGUAUUGCAAAGUGGAAUGGCAUCUGUCACGCUUGGGCACCUGCUGCCAUCAUGGAGGAAGAGCCGCGGUGUCCCGUGACUCACAACGGCGUCAAGUUUACGCCAGUCGACAUCAAGGCUCUGAUGACCACGUUUUACGAUGGCUCGCGUGUGCCCAUGGUCUACAUUGGCACUCGGUACUACAGCGAACCCGACUCGAAGGACGAGUACGGUCGUCACACGAAUGCCGCCUACCGUGACCUCAAUCCUGCCAUGUUCCACAUUGCUGCUGCCAACAUCUUGGGCAUCUUCCACGAGUCGUUCGUCGCUGAUGUGACAGCUGGUCGAGAGGUAUGGAACCAGCCCGUGCGUGGCUUUAAAGUCUACGAGCAGACUAAUAUGACGCUGGCGGAGGCUGCCCAGACGUUUUACGGCCUCGAGAAGUACCCGUGGAACGCUGCUGCCAAGAGCAUUGUGUACAUCAAGAUGCGCCUGUCGUGGGUCAGUGAGUCGUACGAGGACGGUGGUCUGGUGUCUUCUGGGCGAAUCGACAGUCACACGAAGGGGGAGUACUACACGUAUCUGCUCGAGAUGGAUGACAAUGGAAUCAUCAUUGGCGGCGAAUGGGUCUACGAGUCGCACGACACCCACCCCGACUUCUUGUGGUUCCCGAGGUCGAAGCCAGCGGCUGAUGCGGUCGCUUCGACUGGCCUGAAGUAUUCCGAUGUUUCCAUGCUACUGGAAGAGUCGAUUGCUUGCCUUGAAUCGUAG